AUGACGGCAGCUAUCGAGGAUGCAGAGGACAGAGCUUCAAGAAGAGAGGCCCUGGCUCUGGCCAGAAGAGACCGAGAGCAGCAGCGGGCUGAAGACAUCUCCCCAACAACCGCAGCUGCUCUGCCUGGUGAACCAGCCUCCCGCCCCAGUCGCAGAAUGUCCUCCGAGAGCCCCACUUGGAACCUAAUCACUUUGUCUUUUGACGUCACUGACGGAAAAGAUCGCAUCAUAUUUGUGACCAAAGAAGACCAGGAGGCACCCAGCAAUGCCGAGCUAGUAGCAGAUGACCCCGAUGAUCCUUACGAAGAGCAGGGUCUGAUCCUGCCCAGUGGAGACAUGAACUGGAACUGCCCAUGUCUGGGAGGCAUGGCCAGUGGACCAUGUGGCUCUCAGUUCAAGGAGGCCUGUUCCUGUUUCCACUACAGUAAAGAAGAGGUGAAGGGCUCCGAUUGCCUUGAAAACGUCCGUAACCUGCAGGAAUGCAUGCAGAAGAACCCCGAGCUCUACCCCCAGGAGGAAGACGAAGACGUCGCCACUCAGCAGGAGUCCGACUCUGCUCUGACCUCCGCCGCCCCACCUGACACUUCUGCCUUAUCGCCCGAGAGUGAACCAUCUCCGGCUCCUUCUGCGGUCACGCCUGACAGCUCCUCAGCCACAGACGGCCAGACUGCCAGCUAA
This is a messenger RNA of Salarias fasciatus (jewelled blenny), 678 nucleotides long. RefSeq names its product mitochondrial intermembrane space import and assembly protein 40-A-like. Gene Ontology annotation, biological process: protein import into mitochondrial intermembrane space. NCBI's taxonomy places the organism in Eukaryota, Metazoa, Chordata, Actinopteri, Blenniiformes, Blenniidae. The record is from RefSeq and is a predicted model, not a curated record. The coding region runs from base 1 to 678 and encodes 225 amino acids. Gene Ontology annotation, cellular component: mitochondrial intermembrane space. The transcript is spliced from 3 exons. Gene Ontology annotation, molecular function: protein-disulfide reductase activity.